Messenger RNA from Spea bombifrons (plains spadefoot toad), 2047 nucleotides. RefSeq names its product carboxypeptidase E (gene CPE). Gene Ontology annotation, biological process: proteolysis. Lineage: Eukaryota; Metazoa; Chordata; Amphibia; Anura; Pelobatidae. The coding region runs from base 164 to 1573 and encodes 469 amino acids. Gene Ontology annotation, molecular function: metallocarboxypeptidase activity; zinc ion binding. The record is from RefSeq and is a predicted model, not a curated record. The transcript is spliced from 9 exons.
GGCGCUCAGUGAGGAGACGGGACGCGGCUGCACAUUAGUCGGGGAUUACCGGAGGGGUGACGGUAGCUGCUGUGCGGGUUUAGCCGGAGGUGCAUGCGAGGGAGGCGGUAUAGCGUUCACUCCUAGCCGAACACGCACCCAUAGAGAGGCAGGUGUCAUUAGGAUGGCAGCCGUACGGGGCUAUCGGUGGCUGUGCGCCUGCUGGCUGCUGCUGGGAUGCUUCUCCCUCUCUUCGUCUUCUGUGGCUACGGGCAGGAGGCGCAGGCUGAGCCGGGAGCCGGGCGGCAUCUCCUUCGAGUAUCACCGUUACCGCGAGCUACGGGAGGCGCUGGUGUCCGUGUGGCUGCAGUGUCCGUCCAUCAGUCGCCUGUACACCAUAGGGCAGAGCUACGAGGGCCGGCUGCUGCUCGUCAUAGAGAUGUCUGACAACCCCGGCCAGCAUGAACCAGGUGAACCUGAAUUUAAAUACAUUGGCAAUAUGCAUGGGAAUGAAGCUGUCGGCAGGGAGCUCCUAAUUUACUUGGCGCAGUAUCUCUGCAAUGAAUACCAGAAAGGAAAUGAAACAAUUGUCAACUUAAUUCACAAUACCCGUAUUCACAUCAUGCCUUCUCUCAAUCCUGAUGGGUUUGAGAAAGCUGCCCAGCAGCCUGGAGACAUGAAGGACUGGUUCGUCGGUCGAAGCAACGCUCAAGGAAUAGACUUGAAUAGAAAUUUCCCUGAUCUUGAUCGUAUUGUAUACAUUAAUGAGAAGGAAGGAGGCACAAACAAUCACUUACUGCAAAACCUGAAGAAGUCUGUUUACCAGAAUAAUAAGCUGGCUCCUGAGACUAGAGCAGUAAUUAACUGGAUUAUGGAUAUCCCAUUUGUGCUGUCUGCAAACCUCCAUGGAGGUGAUCUUGUUGCCAAUUAUCCAUAUGACAAGACUCGUGGUGGCAGUGUUCAUGAAUACAGUGCAUGCCCUGAUGACGCCAUGUUCCAGUCCUUGGCACGUGCAUACUCCUCCUUCAACCCAGCCAUGUCAGACCCAAACAGGCUGCCAUGCCGCAAGAAUGAUGACGACAGUAGUUUUGUUGAUGGAACAACAAAUGGAGCAGCUUGGUACAGUGUCCCAGGAGGUAUGCAAGAUUUUAACUAUCUGAGCAGUAAUUGUUUUGAGAUAACCGUAGAGCUCAGCUGUGACAAAUUCCCACCUGAAGAUAUGUUAAAGAGUUACUGGGAGCAAAACAAAGACUCGCUUCUGAAUUACAUACAGCAGGUCCAUCGUGGUGUAAAAGGAUUUGUUAAAGACCAUCAGGGCAAUCCAAUUGCUAAUGCCUCUAUAACUGUUGAUGGAAUAGAACAUGACAUUACCUCUGCAAAGGAUGGUGAUUACUGGAGACUGCUAGCACCAGGAAAUUAUAAGGUGACCGCUUCAGCUCCUGGAUAUCUCGCUGUGACAAAGAAAGUAGCCGUUUCUUAUAGCCCAGCUGUAAAGGUCGACUUUGAUCUGGAGUCUUUAUCUGAAAGAAAAGAGGAAGAAAAGGAAGAAUUGAUUGAGUGGUGGAAGAUGAUGUCCCAAACAUUAAAUUUUUGAGAUCAGCACAACCUUAUGUUAAUUAUAUAUUGAGCUGAUUUGCGAUAAUGUGGACUAUAUAUGUAGGAAUAUGUGUAUACAAAUAAAGACAUAUAUAUAUAUUAUAUGUGCUUUUAUAUGUCACAUAUUCUUACAGUUAAUGGAUAAUGUGUGAUUUUGAACAUUCAGCAUAUGUAUACUUUUUCUGUACCAGUUUAGAUAGAAACCUGCAUUCUCUAGAAAGGUUAGGCUUCCGGCUAGGAAAGUAGGAACAACUUGGCGCAAUUAAUACUGUGACAAAAACAUAUUUUCAAUUUUAUACCUAAUAUAGGAAUUAUAAAUGAGAGAAUUCAAGUCAAAAUGCAAUAUUCCAUGUUCAAGCCAUGUGUUGUAGGGUGUAUAGUAGUUUAUAUAAUAGUAAAGCACAGCUUUUGCCAAAAAUAUUUUGGCAGUAAAUAUGUAGAAACAAUGUCAAUUAAAUUUGUCAUGGGAGAA